Messenger RNA from Solanum lycopersicum (tomato), 2167 nucleotides. Its product is annotated as probable polygalacturonase. The record is from RefSeq and is a predicted model, not a curated record. NCBI's taxonomy places the organism in Eukaryota, Viridiplantae, Streptophyta, Magnoliopsida, Solanales, Solanaceae. Gene Ontology annotation, molecular function: polygalacturonase activity. Gene Ontology annotation, biological process: carbohydrate metabolic process.
CCGUUCCCUGUCCUUUCUAUUUCUGUAAAUCAAAAGAAGGGAUCUUUCUUCUCCACUCUAUCUACUAAUGGAAGCUGUGAUCUACUGAUAUCAUUUUUCCAUUUUCAUAUAUCACUGAACUAUUACUAAAAUUCUUCAUCAAAUUUGUAUAGUUUUGUUAUAAUCCAUGGCGGAUUCCUUCAAACUCCAGCAUCGAAAACUUGAAUACAGGCGUUUGAUUCCGGCAUUUCUGUUGUCUCAUUACACUCUUCUUACUAUUCUCUGGAUCGUUGGAUUUAUUCUGAUCGUCAUUUGGCAAAGGACUGCAGUUGAACGGCUUCUGAUAUAUCGAGGUUUGGCAUCACCUACGAGACCUAUCCCUAUGCUACGGCCUCUAGUCUUCAAUCUCUCCGAUUUCGGAGCGGUUGGCGAUGGCGUAACGGUAAACACAAAGGCAUUUGAGACGGCAAUUUCGGAAAUUCGGAAGCGAGGUGGUGGUCAGCUCAAUGUUGAGCCUGGUCAUUGGCUUACGGCGCCGUUUAACCUCACGAGCCACAUGACGCUCUUCCUCGCUGAAAAUGCAGUUAUUCUUGGAAUUGAUGAUGAGAACUAUUGGCCCCUACUGCCUCCUUUGCCAUCAUAUGGGUAUGGAAGAGAACGUCGCGGGCCGCGUUAUGGAAGUUUAAUCCAUGGGCAAAACCUUAAGGAUGUUGUCAUAACAGGGCAUAAUGGUACCAUUAAUGGACAAGGCCGAUCAUGGUGGGAGAAAUACCGCAAAAAACUUUUGAAUCACACAAGGGGGCCACUUCUUCAACUCAUGUGGUCAAGAGACAUUUACAUUUCUGAUGUUACAUUUCGGGAUUCUCCAUUCUGGACCCUUCACCCUUACGACUGCCAAAAUGUUGUUAUAAGAAAUGUAACAAUUCUGGCUCCACUGACCGAGGCCCCAAACACUGAUGGAAUAGACCCUGAUUCAUGCGUGGAUAUGGUGAUAGAAGAUAGUUAUAUAAGUGUCGGGGAUGAUGGAGUCGCAAUCAAGAGUGGCUGGGAUCAGUAUGGAAUUGCAUAUUCCCGUCCGUCUUCCAAUAUCACUAUCCGUAACCUCAUAGUGCGCUCAAUGAUUAGUGCUGGAGUAUCAAUUGGGAGUGAAAUGUCUGGUGGAGUGUCAAAUAUAAUAGUGGAGAAUCUCCUUAUAUGGAACUCAAAAAGAGGAAUAAGAAUCAAAACUAGCCCUGGCAGGGGUGGUCAUAUCCGACAUGUUAUCUACCGCAACCUGACCCUACAGAAUGUUCGUGUGGGCAUUGUAAUUAAGACCGACUACAAUGAGCAUCCUGAUGAAGGCUAUGAUCCAAAUGCUCUUCCAGUUAUUAAGGAUAUAAGCUUUACUGGUAUUCGUGGACAAGGAGUUCGUAUUCCAGCACGUAUUUAUGGGAGCGCUGAGAUUCCUGUUCAGAAUAUUACUUUUCAGGACAUGUCUGUAGGAAUUACGUACAAGAAGAAGCGUAUCUUCCAAUGUUCUUUUGUUCAAGGACGUGUUAUUGGCAAAAUCUUCCCUGCUCCUUGUGAGAAUCUUGAUUGGUAUGAUGAUGGAGGAAAACUAAUUAGGCAAUCAAUAAAAAAGAAUACAAAGGACUUGGAUUAUGAUGGUUGAGACAAGGGUGCUUCAACGAAAUUGUUGGUACAACAGCUCAUCACUCGUUGCCAGCGACGUUUGAUCUUCUUGGUCCUUCAAUCCACAGCAAAUGCUGGGAGACUAGAGCAUAUGUUAAUACACAUUUGCAGUUGUUACACUAAAUUUGGGAGAAUGAUAGAAUACAUGGACGGAGUACCCACCCAUGGAGCUUUUAAGAGGCAAACUUUGCCUCAAUCUCACUGUGGAGGUUAUAGUUUGGUUUUCGAGGCUGUAACCAGUGUACAAAGCUCCAGUGCCCACAGUAAUACCCAGGCUGGUUGGGCCUAUGCCAAAUUUCAUCAUGGUUUAUUGCAUACGAUGAAGGUGGAUGUCAAUUCUUGGAGAGGGGGGUAUGAAUGCUCCUUAUCUCUAUUCAUAUUUUUUCUGUUGUCUGUUUAAUCCUCUGGUAAAUUUGUUAGUGGUGGAUUGUGACAACAUAGUAUAGGUAGUCUCUGUAUCUUUGUAUAUGAACUUCAGUUCCAUAAAAAUAUGAGAGAACAUAGUAUUGGUGUAGUG